AUAGUACGUGGUGGGCGUUUAAGAAAGUUCCCCGGAUGCAGUUGUGAUUGACUGUACCCUGCUAAAAAGUUUCGCUCUAGUCGAGAGGUGCGUCUGCAGCCCGUGUGGUAGGUCGGUGUUAGGAAGGCAGCAGGACAGGAGACAGAAUGCAGAACGUAAAGUGUGUAGUGGUGGGGGACGGUGCCGUGGGUAAAACAUGCCUCCUCAUCUCUUACACCACCAACGCUUUCCCUGAGGAGUACAUCCCCACCGUGUUCGACAACUACAGUGCCCAGAUGACGGUUGACGGCCGCAUCAUCAGCCUCAACCUGUGGGACACAGCCGGACAAGAGGAGUAUGACCGCCUCCGUACUCUCUCCUACCCCCAAUCCAACGUCUUCGUCAUCUGUUUCUCCAUCGGGAGUCCUUCAUCCCACGCCAACGUCCGCCACAAGUGGCACCCGGAGGUGUCUCACCACUGCCCCAGCGUGCCCAUCCUCCUAGUGGGGACCAAGAGUGACCUGAGGAAUGAUGGGGAGACGGUGAAGAAGCUGAAGGAGCAGGGUUUAGCUCCCAUCACAAAGCAACAGGGGAACAGCAUGGCUAAGCAGAUAGGAGCGGUGAAGUACAUGGAGUGUUCCGCUCUGACGCAGGAAGGGGUCAGGGAAGUGUUCACCGAGGCAGUACGGGCCGUGUUGUAUCCCGUUACCAAAAAGAAUGCCAAGAAGUGUGUACUGUUGUAAUGGAGGGACACAGAUGGGGAGGAGGAGGGAGAGACAAUGACGGCGCAAGGUUGAGUUUGUUGGAGGAGAUGGACUCAGCCCCCAGGCCUCUCGGCCCCCUCUGCCUCUCGGCCCCCAGGCCCCUUUGCCUUUAAAGACUCUUGAUUCAGCUCACUUCUCUCCUUCCUCCAUCCCCUCAAAAUCCAAUCUGGAACUCAGUCAGUUCCACUGCUUUUUUCCUUAAUUCCCCUCUAAUCAGGGACUGAUUUAGACCUGGGACAUCUGGUGUGUGCAAUUAAUUACAAGGUAGAACAGAAAACCAGUUGUUCGGACCUUUGUAGGGUCAGAGCUGAGUACCCUGGCUCUAUUCCAUGUCCUCAGAGUUUAAUCCACGUCUAAUUCUAUCAUCACCAAGGUGACUAUACCAACAGGGUGCAGAUAGCCUCACUCCUCCCAGUCCGCUCCAACCUGUUAGUGUUGUCACUUGACUCACUCCUCCCAGUCCGCUCCAACCUGUGUUAGUGUUAUCACUUGACUCACUCCUCCCAGUCCGCUCCAACCUGUGUUAGUGUUAUCACUUGACUCACUCCUCCCAGUCCGCUCCAACCUGUUAGUGUUGUCACUUGACUCACUCCUCCCAGUCCGCUCCAACCUGUGUUAGUGUUAUCACUUGACUCACUCCUCCCAGUCCGCUCCAACCUGUGUUAGUGUUAUCACUUGACUCACUCCUCCCAGUCCGCUCCAACCUGUGUUAGUGUUAUCACUUGACUCACUCCUCCCAGUCCGCUCCAACCUGUGUUAGUGUUAUCACUUGACUCACUCCUCCCAGUCCGCUCCAACCUGUGUUAGUGUUAUCACUUGACUCACUCCUCCCAGUCCGCUCCAACCUGUGUUAGUGUUAUCACUUGAUUUUUUUGUUGUUGUUGCAAUGUUUGAAAGAUGCUUCUGCAUAAAUAAUCGGUCUAUUUCGUUUCGUAUGAUCCCUUGCCUUAAGCUGUUUCUUAAUAUGCCAUGAUGACCGAUCAUCAACAUACAGUGACCUUAGUAAGAGGUUAAUCAUUACCUCAAUCAGUCCAGUCGGCUAUUCAGGCUAACCGUCAAGGACUGUUGAAAACACACCUGGAAAUAGCCUAUACGUUUUGGGCAUCUUGUUCUGUGCAGCUCUCUGCUUUAGCUAGGUGUCCAGUUUACCUUCUUAAUGUCCCUUCAAAUGGAUAUUAGCCUAAUCCAAGUAUGAUGCAAGGGCCAAAGCAAUGGGGUUGUGUGCUGACAUUUUAAAAGCAAUGGGGUUGUGUGCUGACAUUUUAAAAGCAAUGGGGUUGUGUGAAGACAUUUUAAAAGCAAUGGGGUUGUGUGCUGACAUUUUAAAAGCAAUGGGGUGUGUGAAGACAUUUUAAAGCAAUGAAUGGAUUGGUUGGAUGAAUGUUGUGAGUUUGUAUGAUUUAAUGCUGACAGGAAUGGUGGAAUGACGGACAUAUCAGAUUGUUGGUUGUAGUUAUUUAUGCCAAUUACAUUUUAAUGUGCCUUAUUGUAAGAUAUCUGACGUUUAUUGUAUCUACCUUAUUGAUUAUUUGCUUUAGAUGCCAAAACGGUUGUGUGUGUGAGAGAGAUACUAGAGUUGAUUAAACUCCGUUACAUCCUCUCAGAAGAACCAAAGCUUUAAAUGAAACCAAAGCUUCUUUAUCAAAGUUCCAUGAAACCACUUUUUGACAUUACACAAUGUUUCUCCCCUCUGUCUACUCUAAGACGGAUGUAGCCCUAUAACUGACAUCAGAGAAGUGGUGUGGGUGUUGUGGUGUGAACUUGUGUUCACAGCCCUUAGCGUUUGCCUCUAGAAUGCUACAACCUAUAUAAUGCUGGUAAAUGGAGGCUGGGGUUUGAUUACUGGCUGUGAUAACUGACAAUAACUACAACAGGAAGUAGGGCAGAGAUUGCGGAUUUUAUUUUUGGCAUUAUUUGAUUAAAUAAAUGAAAUGUGGGCAGUAUAGUCUGGACAUUGAUAGGGCAUCAUGCUGAAAAUGUACAGGGUCAGACCUAUUUACGUGUGCAUCACAAAUGGCACCAUACUGCCUUUUUAGUGCAUCAAGUAAUAGGGUACCAUUUGUGACUCACUUAGAGUAUGAAAGAAUAACCAAGAGAACAAAAAAAUGAAUUCCUAUUUUAUAUCUUUAAAAAAAAUCUAUAUAUUCAGGUGUUCAGCUGGUAGUUUGAAUAUAAACUUAACAGUAACCAAUCAUGGGAGUUCUCUCCACAGUAGGGAGAGAGAUGCAAAUUAUUGUUUGUGAGAAAAAAAUCUCUGUAUGGAAGAAACAUGUCACUCCACCUCAAGUUCUAGAGGGAGUUGACUUUUUAUUCUGUCAUGGAGGUCCUUCAGGGCUUUGUGGAAACAGGUGUUGGUUGGACAUAUCGCUGAGACUGUGUUUAGAGUGUUUAAGAGAAUGAAAGCAUGUCUGUCAGUGUAAAUGCUAUGGGUCUUGUUGUGCUACCGUGUCCUGAUAUUUACUCUGUCUAAACAGAACACACACCUGUGGCUUUUUCGUCUGUGGUCUUACAGCUAGCUGUGUGUGUGUGUGUAGGCCCGUGUUUUCAGAACUCCUGUGGCCCCCAAGGCGUUUGGGUUUUUCCCCUAGCACUACGCAGCUGAUUCAAAUAAUCAAAGCUUGAUGAUGAGUUGAUGAUUUUUGAAUCAGCUGUGCAGUAGUAGGGCAAAAACCCAAAUGUGCACCUCUUGGGGUCCCUGGGACUGAGUUUGGGAAACAAUGGUGUAGGCUGGUGUGUAUGUGUGGGGUACUCUAUAAUACACUGGGAACUUGAUUUGUUUGUAGAAUUUUUGUAAUUUCAUAUAUUCUGAACAAAAAUAGAAAUGCAUUAUGCAACCAUUUCUUUGGAUUACACUGAGGUACAAUUCAUAUAAGGAAAUCAGUCUAUUGAAAUAAAUUCAUUAGGUCCUAAUCUAUGGAUUUCACAUGUCUGGGAAUACAGAUAUGCAUCUGUUGGUCAAAGAUACCAUACAUUUAAAAAAAAUGUUUUGUCACGGUAUCUCUAUGCAUUCAAAUUCAAUAAAAGGAAAUUGUGUUCGUUGUCUAUAGCUUAUGCCUGCCCAUACCAUAACCCCACCGCCACCAUGGGGCACUCUGUUCACAACGUUGACAUCAGCAAACCGUUGGCCCACACGACGCCAUACACAUGGUCUGCGGUUGUGAGGCUGGUUGGACGUACUGCUAAAUUCUCUAAAAUGACGGAAGCGGCUUAUGGUAGAGAAAUGUAACAUUUAAUUCUAUGGCAACAACUCUGGUGGACAUUCCUGCAGUCACCAUGGCAAUUGAAACUUCCUUUAAAACAUGAGACAUCUGUGGAGUUGUGUUGUGUGACAAAACUGCACAUUUUAGAGUAGCCUUUUAUUGUCCCCAGCACAAGGUGCACCUUUGUAAUGAUCAUGCUGUUUAAUCAGCUCCAUGAUAGGCCACACCUGUCAGGUGGAUAUGAGAAAUGCUCACUAACAGGGAUGUAAACACAUUUGUGCACAACAUUUGAGAGAAAUAUGCUUUUUGGGAUCUUUUAUUUCAGCUCAUGAAACAUGGGACCAACACUUUACAUAGUGUGUUUAUAUUUUUGAUCAUUGUAUAUCAAAAGUCUAUUUGUAUAAAUUAACAAUGAAAUGAUUUUAAACUAUGCUAAAUAAAAUUGUUAUAGUUAAA
Molecule: messenger RNA, 4399 nt
Organism: Salmo salar (Atlantic salmon)
Lineage: Eukaryota; Metazoa; Chordata; Actinopteri; Salmoniformes; Salmonidae
Product: rho-related GTP-binding protein RhoG
Biological process (GO): small GTPase-mediated signal transduction
Molecular function (GO): GTP binding; GTPase activity
Source: RefSeq, a predicted model, not a curated record